Messenger RNA from Hyla sarda, 3900 nucleotides. RefSeq names its product transient receptor potential cation channel subfamily M member 4-like. The transcript is spliced from 25 exons. Gene Ontology annotation, molecular function: calcium-activated cation channel activity; ligand-gated calcium channel activity. Lineage: Eukaryota; Metazoa; Chordata; Amphibia; Anura; Hylidae. The record is from RefSeq and is a predicted model, not a curated record. Gene Ontology annotation, biological process: calcium ion transmembrane transport. Bases 1 to 3612 code for a protein of 1203 amino acids. Gene Ontology annotation, cellular component: membrane.
AUGGCAUCUGGAAAGAUGGUCAAUGACGUCCAUAAAGAUCAGUAUCUUCAGAGUUGGAUCCCCAAACGAUUUAAAAAGAAAACAUGUACCACAUAUGUAGAGGACACGAGACCUGACCGGCAGGGUCAGUAUUGUCAGUGCGGACAUUCCAAACAAAAUCAUGCGUCUGUGGCUAUGGAAGACAAUUUUGGGGCCGCCAUAGUGAGCACAUGGAACUCAACACAGCACACAACCGAAGAGCCAACAGAUGCCUUUGGGGAUAUUGCAUUUGUUGGAGCUGGAAAGAAGCAUAGCAAGUUUAUUCGCCUAUCAAAUGAUACCGACCCCUGUAUGGUAUAUAAUCUUAUUACUCAACAUUGGAAGAUCCCACCACCAAACUUGGUGGUGUCUGUCGUGGGAGGAGAUGGAGACUUUAAAAUGAAAACAUGGCUGAAGGAUAUCCUAAGAAAGGGAUUGGUCAAGGCAGCGCAAAGCACAGGUGCCUGGAUUAUGACUAGGGGAAUGCAAGUCAGCAUUGGAAAAUAUGUUGGUGAAGCUGUCAGAGACCAUUCUACUGCAAGCUCCGAUUCUAAUACCAAAGUGGUGGCAAUGGGCAUUGCACCCUGGGGAAUUGUAAAUAACCACCAAAGCCUGGUGAACCCUAAGGGAUCUUUUCCUGCCAAAUACUAUAUGGAAAAUGUGAAUGGACCGACAUAUUCUUUGGACAACAACUAUUCAGUCUUCCUUUUAACCGAUGAUGGUACAAAGGAACAAAUGGGAGGAGAAACCAGCUUUAGAUUCAGGCUUGAGGAGCAUAUAUCCCGACAGAAAACUGGAGUGGGAGGCAAAGGAUGCAUUGAAAUUCCUGUUGUGUGCAUGGUUAUUGCUGGCGAGUCCACAAUGUUGGAGAGAGUUUACAAAGCCACAAUGAGCCCCAUCCCAUGUCUUCUGGUGGCCGGUUCUGGUGGAGUUGCCGACUGUCUGGCUGAAAUCUUAGAAGAGUCACUUACCAUGGAAUCUAUCCUUAGUCUGAUAGAUGAGAAGUUAAAGCAACACUUCCCGGAGGAAAACUUGACAAAAAUGAUAGAAAAGAUUGAGAAAAUUGUGGAAAACCGAGAUCUGGUCACAGUAUACUCCAAUGCAGACGGCAGAGAGGAUUUUGAGACUGUGAUCUUGAAAGCUCUAGUAAAAGCAUGCAAGAUGCGUUGCAGGGAAGCCACAGAAUACUUGGAUGAGCUGAAGUUAGCAGUAGCCUGGAACAGGGAGGACAUUGCCAAGACCGAAUUGUUUAAUGGAGAAAUACACUGGAUGGCUUGUGAUCUUGUAGACACAAUGACAGAUGCACUAGUGAAUAAUAAACCCAGCUUUGUAAAACUCUUUGUGGACAAUGGAAUGAACAUUGUGGAUUAUCUGACAUAUGACCAGCUGGAGGAGCUUUAUAGCCUUGUACAGGAUAAUACAGUCCUUCACCAGUUACUCCAGCGUAAACAUGAUGAUCGUAGAGAGUCUGACAAAGGGCAGCAACACCUGGACUACUUGGAGAACACUAUAGGCAAACGACCUUACUUCAAGCUCUACGAUGUGGCCAAAGUUCUGCGAGAUCUCAUGGGUGAUGUCUGUGCCCCAUUCUAUACACAUGUACUUGGAAAUACCAAAGGAUCUUUCUACAGGAAGAACUCCGCAGUAUGUAGUAAUGCCAAAUAUAUACCCAUCGAUCAAAGCUAUGAGACUAAAAAAUCAACAUCCCCCUGGAUGGAUCUCUUCAUUUGGGCCAUUCUACAGAAUCGUGAUGAAAUGGCUACUUACUUUUGGGAAAUGGGAACAGAAGCUGUGACCUCAGCACUCGCUGCUUCAAAAUUGCUGAAGGAGCUUUCCCACAAAGAACUAGCUGAAAAGUUUGAACAUCUAGCAAUAGGUGUGUUUAAUGAGUGUUAUAGAAAUAGUGAGAACAGGGCAUUCAAGUUACUGGUGCGACGCUCGCCUGUCUGGGGUGGUGCCACAUGCCUGCAGCUGGCUUAUGAGGCUGAUGCACGUAAUUUCUUUGCACAGGAUGGUGUUCAGUCCAUGUUAACAGAAAACUGGUGGGGACAAAUGGCACAAAACACACCGGUAUGGGCAUUGGUUCUCACUACCUUGUGCCCUCCACUCAUCUAUACUGAUCUCAUCAAAUUCGAAAAUACAGCUGAAAUGGACAGCUUAGAUACUGAUAUAAAGACCACUGUGGCGGAAAUAAUGGAAGGGGAGGAAAUUCUAAAGGAGAAGAGUGAACUUGUACGGCUCAAACCUGCCAAGGCAUCAGAUGUAAACAAUGUUCUCCCUGAAGCAGAAGUCCCGAAAGAGAAGCCACGGCCACAUUGGAUGCGUCGCUGGAAACAGUUCUGGAGUGCACCUGUCACUGCGUUCCUUGGCAAUGUUAUCAUGUACUUUGCCUUCCUCUUCCUGUUCUCUUAUGUGCUCCUCCUGGACUUUAAAAGACCUCCACCAGAUGGUCCGGCCACUUCAGAGGUUAUUCUGUAUUUUUGGGUUUUCACUAUGGUUUGUGAAGAAAUACGGCAAAGUUUCUUUGUGGGAUCCAUGCCUGUAAUACAGAAGGUCAAGCAAUACUUACAGGACUCCUGGAACCACGUUGACAUCACGGCCUUGCUGCUUUUCAUCAUUGGUGUCAUUUGCAGAAUGAUGAACACCUCAUAUGAGUCAGGAAGGACAAUCCUGUGCUUUGAUUUCAUGGUUUUUACCCUUCGACUUAUUCACAUUUUUGCAGUCAACAAACAGCUGGGGCCCAAAAUAAUUAUUGUCAGAAAGAUGAUGAAAGACGUCUUCCUCUUCCUGUUUUUUCUGGGUGUCUGGCUAAUUGCCUAUGGAGUUGCCAUGGAAGGUCUCCUACACCCCAACGAUACCCGUCUGGGGUGGAUAUUCCGACGUGUGUUCUACAGACCUUACCUGCAAAUCUUUGGUCUUAUUGAGCUUGAUCAAUUGGAUGCCGGAAAGCUAAUUAAUAUAACCUGCUCAGAUGACCCCGAUGUCCUCAUGAGUGGUCUACACCCCCCAUGUAUCAACACGUUUGCCAACUGGCUGGUCAUUUUCCUGCUUGUCGUCUUUUUGCUUGUUGCAAAUAUCGUCCUGCUGAACCUGCUGAUCGCCAUGUUCAGCUAUACCUUCUCCAAAGUGCAAGGCAACAGUGAUAUAUACUGGAAAUUCCAGCGAUACAACCUGAUAGUUGAAUAUCACAACCGUCCAGCGCUCGCUCCGCCCUUCAUCAUCAUCAGCCACAUUCACACGUUUAUCAAACGCAAGAUUCGCAAGGUUGAGUCUCAGAAGAUAAGACAUUUCAUGUUGGAGAUAAAGGAGCCUCUAGACAGCAGGAUGCUCACAUGGGAAGCUGUUCAGAAGGAGAAUUACCUGGGAAAUAUGGCCAAGCAGAAGAGGGACAGCGACACAGAGCGUCUGAGGCGCACAUCCCAAAAGGUUGACACAGCUUUGAAGCAACUCAAUGAGUUUAAGGAACACGACCGAAAAAUGAAAGCACUGGAAAUGCAGGUGGAAUACUGUAGUAAGGCACUUUCCUGGAUAGUAGAAGCCCUUCAAAAUAGUGACACAGUGAAAACUGACAAACCACCUCCUCUGUUUAAAUAAGGUGGAAGAAGUCUUCAAUCAGUGGGACACCUAAUAUUGUUUACUGCCAAUUUUAUGGACAGCACCACUACCUGCCCUGUGUCUUACACUUUAUAAUCUGGUUCUGGUUGCGGUUAAUGGGCAACCAGUCCCCAGACAUGGAUACUGGGAGCCAACCAUUAAGUUGGGAGAGCAUGUACCUAGCAGGCAGGGUGUGAUUGUAACUAAUGUGACAGAUAAAGAAAGAGCAUUAUGAAAAACUGUUUUGUUGAAAUAGUAGAUGCCUGGCAUGCCUCUCUUCCCCAUAUG